UUUUAUUUUAGUUUUCGUACCAGCGUCAAGGAGUCUAUGUGGAAAAUUGCAGCGGAAAAAAGGAAAAGAACCAAAAAUAAAUGCAGCCUAUUAUGUGCUAGAAAGUGAGAGGCUUUCAAAAGAUGCAAAUGUUUCGAAUUUUUAACUGGCUGAUUUUGAAUGUUUGGCUCAGCUUCUAUAUCUGUUGGGCCCAACAAACGCAUAUUAAACUGGAGCAGGGCGAUCUAAUUGGUCUCAAGGUCUUUCCGGAUGGAGCACGCAGCGCAGUCUACGCCUUCCUGGGAAUACCCUAUGCACAACCACCUUUGGGCUCACUGCGUUUUGCGCCUGCCCAGCCACACAACGGCUGGAACCGGACGCUUCAGGCCACGGCAAUGCAGCCCAUUUGCCCACAGCUGUCGAAUACCAUCUACGAUGAGAGCGCCGAUGGCAGCAUAUCACGUGCUGCUCCCAACAAUGAGGAUUGUCUCUACCUGAACAUCUGGACACCUGAGACGGGCUUGCGUUACGGCCAACUGCCUAUGCUGGUCAUAAUUAGCGGUGAGGAUUUCGCCUACGACUGGUCGCGUAAUCGCAUCAACGGUCUGGACUUUGCCGCUGCCGAGAGCGUGGUUGUGGUCAGCGUGCAAUAUCGCAGCAACAUAUAUGGCUGGCUGGGACUGGGCCAAGAUCACCGCCAGCUGCCGGGCAACUAUGGAUUGAGUGAUAUCCAACUGGCGCUGCGUUGGCUCCAACGCAAUGCCCAAAGUUUCGGUGGCAAUGCCGAUCAGCUGACGCUGCUCGGUCAUGGAAGCGGUGCCAUCCUGGCCCUGGCUGCCGCCCUGCAACCGGCUGAUGGCGCUUCGCUGUUCAAGCAGCUGAUACUGAUGUCGCCGGGCCCGGUUCUGUACGCCUUGGGUGCUGGCCAUCAGCAGCGCAUUGUGGCAACCGGACGUGUACUCGUGCACAAGCUGGGCUGUCAGUUCGAGGAGGCACAACACCGCCAGCUGCUGAGUUGCCUGCGCCGCAAGAGCGCCGAGGAUCUGCUGCGCGCCUAUGAAAGUGUCUACAAUCACGGCAAUGCCAGCAUGCAGCUGGGCGUGCAGCUAAGCUACCCUGGCGACCUGGAGCAGCACCUGGCUAAUGUGUCGCUCCCGCCGCUGCUGCUGGGCAUUGGCUCCAAUGAGGGUGCCUUCAUGCAGGACUAUUGGCUGGACGUGGCGCGUGACGGUCACCUGGCCCUGCACGGCUAUAUCAACAGCACCCUGUUGCCAAAUGUGCUUCGCUCCAUGCAGCUCGAGGAGCAGGCGGGUGCAAGCGAGGCUCAAUUGGCGGCCAUACGUUGGCGCUACUUUAGCGACGAGGCUUCGGCUUCGGUCAGUCAAUUGCUGUGGGGCAUGCAGCGGCUGCUGUCCGAGUCGCUGUACGAGACGCCCUUCCUGCGCCUGCUGCAGCUGCUCAAUGACAGCAGCAGCCCAAGCUAUGCCUAUGUCUUUGAUCAGUCGCAUGCUCAUGCGAUGGACAUGCGCGGCAGACAGAAUCUGUUUGGCGGCGCCUCACAUAGUGCGGAUUUGCCGCUGCUGCUCGGUCCGAGUCUAUUUCAACAGAUUGCGCGUCGUCGUUUUAGCGUCGAGGAGGAGCAGCUGUGCCGCAAGCUACGCGGCUCGUUUGCCAACUUUGUGAAAGGCGGCAAUCCGACGCCGGGACGCAUUUAUGAUGCCUGGCAGCCGUACACGCCACAGCGUACCUUUGUCUACGCAUUGGGUGAGCUGGCCAAGAGCUUGGAGCUGCCAGCUGGCGUUGAUGAGGCGCUCAUUGAACAGCUGCUAAGUGGCAAACAGCAGACGGAUGUCGGCUCGGAUCGCAGCUUGUCCAGAACUAAUCGGCAUGACAGCUAUCGACAGGGGAACAGCAAUUCGUAUGUGGCCAACAACCAGCUGGAUUCCGGCUAUGGCAAUCACUUGCGACGCGUUUACGGCUUUUGGCAGGUGCUGCUGCCCACAGCACAAGACGCAGAGCUGCGCGAUGGCAGCGGUGGUGUCUUGAGGCAGCGUGUUAAGCUUUUGGAGGCUAAUGCUGAUGCUGCACGCUAUCGGCAGGGUUUUUAUGCCAUGCUGGGCCUUGUUUGCCUGCUGCUGGCGUGUCUAGGCUUGUGUGUCUAUCUGUUGCGUCGCGAGCUGCCCCACAGCAGACGCAUCUCAUCAGCGGAGCCGUCCUAUGGUUUAUGACAAAAGUGGUUUCGUUGGACGACCAUCUUUGGACGCAACGCCAAGUUUGAGGCCGACACAAGCGUGGCCAAUGUCGAGUCCUGGCGCAAAGGUGGUCGAACAGCGAAACGAGAACAGGACCCAGCACCAAGUAGUCGGACGCGACGUCCAAGACAACUGCAGCCGUACGAUGAGCAGCCAAAGGGCAACAAGGCUGCAAACACUGCCCGAGGAACCGGAGCUAGAGCUGGAACAAGAGAUGGCUGCGGUGACGGAGCAACCGCAGUUGGAGAUGAGGCAACUGUUGCGGAACUCCUGGACACUGUCCGCAACCAAUACGAGCAAAAUAUGGCUUUUAAGAACUGGCAAUACCAGUUGACUUGUGAUAAGUUCUAAGCAUAACCAAAGAAUCUAUUUGAAGUUGUACAUUUCGUAUAUACGUAUUUACCUUUUUCUUUGUUUUAUUAAAAACUUCGAAAU
Messenger RNA from Drosophila montana, 2666 nucleotides. RefSeq names its product carboxylesterase 1C. Lineage: Eukaryota; Metazoa; Arthropoda; Insecta; Diptera; Drosophilidae. The record is from RefSeq and is a predicted model, not a curated record. The transcript is spliced from 3 exons.